Malassezia vespertilionis is the source of this 189-nucleotide messenger RNA. RefSeq lists its product as uncharacterized. Lineage: Eukaryota; Fungi; Basidiomycota; Malasseziomycetes; Malasseziales; Malasseziaceae. The transcript is spliced from 2 exons. Bases 1 to 189 code for a protein of 62 amino acids. The record is from RefSeq and is a predicted model, not a curated record.
AUGGCUACCCGCAUUGCAGGCCUCGUACUUUCCACCGACAUGUCGACGCAGGAUCUUCAGUGGCUUCUUAUCCGCAAGACAAACAGCAACAUUGUCAAGCAAAAGGGCCUCGGCCGCGUGUUCACGCGCGAGACCGGUAACGUGUCUGCGCUCCACAACUACAAGGUACGCGACGCAAAGUGCGCAUGA